AUCCUAAAAAAAGAGUUUUAUUAAACUUUUGCAUUUUUCUUUUUGUUCAAAAUGGUGAUGAUCAGAGAAUUAAGAAUUGUUAUGCCAAUGUCAUUAGAAGAGUAUGAGGUGGGCAUGAUUUACACAAUAAUGAAGAUGGAGCAAGAGAACUUAACAAGUAGAGAAGGAGUGGAGGUUUUGGAGAACUUAUGUUUUGAAGAUGAUAUGCUUGGAAAUGGCCAAUAUACUUCAAAAAUUUAUCAUCUCCAAAGUAAACUUCCUACAUGGUUGAAAACUUUUGCACCAAAAAGCUCUCUCAAGAUUCAAGAGGAAUCAUGGAAUGCAUAUCCAAAAUCCAAAACAGUGAUCAAGAGCUCAUGCUUCAAUCAAUGUUUGUUGACAGUUGAGACUAUAAACAAGCCUGAUAAUGGAUGCUCUGAGAAUGUGUUCGGCUUAAGCGAUGAGCUUAUUGCUGUUAGAAAGUUGGAGGUUCUAGACAUUAAUUCAGUCGAAAAAGAUUAUUGGAGUAAAAUUAUCAGUAUGAAGAAGAUAGACUUUUCUGCAUUCGAAUCAAAGCGAACCGGACGUGGUCCGCUAUUGAAAGGAUGGCAGAAUACAUGCAAACCGGUAAUGACUGCAUACAAGUUAGUAACUGUGGAUGCUCCAAUUUGGGGAUUCGGCAAUCGCCUCGAAGAAACAAUUCAAGCGGCUCAAAGGGCACUGCUCUUAGAAUCCCAUAGGCUGUGUUUCAUGCAGAUUGACAAAUGGUUUGGCAUGACCAUGCAUCAAAUAAGUGAUACCGAAAAAGACGAUGAUUUACAAGCAGUUUUCACAGCGCAAAAACGAUAACUCU
Molecule: messenger RNA, 832 nt
Organism: Dioscorea cayenensis subsp. rotundata (Guinea yam)
Lineage: Eukaryota; Viridiplantae; Streptophyta; Magnoliopsida; Dioscoreales; Dioscoreaceae
Product: phosphatidylinositol transfer protein alpha isoform-like
Exons: 9
Coding region: 52-828 (258 amino acids)
Biological process (GO): phospholipid transport
Source: RefSeq, a predicted model, not a curated record